Messenger RNA from Prorocentrum cordatum, 1313 nucleotides. NCBI's taxonomy places the organism in Eukaryota, Dinophyceae, Prorocentrales, Prorocentraceae. The record is from the annotation of a GenBank genome assembly.
CGGGGGUGGAGGAUCCCGAUGUGUUUCCAAAUGCUCGAGCCUGUGGGAGGUCCAGCGGAGGGUAUCCGCAAGGGUGCCUAAAUGAGAUCUCGCCCCCAUGGGUGCUGCCAAGCACACAGCUGUGGCCAGUUCCAGCACCCUUGGAGAGUCCAGAUGGGCACCCAAAUGCUCAUGAGUGUCAGUCGCCAUUUUGUGCACCAGUGUCAGAUGUGCGAUCUUGCUGGCAUGGCAUGCCCCCCUCUAGCGCUCAUCCUCACUCCUCGUUAAGUAGCUUCCUCAGCGCAGGUGGUGCGACACCUCAUGGUCUGCUCGAAUUUGCAGCUCAACAACAUCGACCAAGAUUUGAAGGGUGUGCACACGCUGUCAUCUCGCGAGGCGCUGACGCGCGCCGAAUGCGCUAUGAAGGUGGGGUACUAUGCUUGCGGUUGUUUCCUGCUGGAGUUCUGCUGCAAGAAGAUUUGUUUCUGCCUCACCGUCAAGCAGUGCGUCGAGAACGCGUCAGAGCUGUUCCACCAGGCCUGGUUGCUCAACUACGCCAUACAGGUCGGCCACCUGACCAAGAGCACUCUGCACGACAGGGUGGCCACUUGGCGCUUGAGCGAGGCCAUCAACCACACAUGCGGUGAGGUGGAGACGAAGCCGAUAGAGCACGUCUUCAAAGACAUCAUGGGCAACAAUAAAGGCGUGAUGCAGGAGACCGCGGGUAUCGUCAAGAAAGCCGUGGAAGCGCGCGGCGUGUCGGCGGGCACCUGCCAAUGCUGCGAGUGCUGCGUGUCGACCAGGGAGAGGGAGGCCGUCAAGGAGGCCUUGGAGGGCGUCGAAAGCGAGACGCGCGAAGGACUCAGCUCGCUAAUCACCCUCACCUCGCAGAAGAUCGGAAAGGAGGAGGCGUAUUUGCGGAAGGUGGAGGAGACGUACAUGAGGCAUUACAAGCAGCUGCAGGACGAGGACGCGCGGCCGCCCAGGUGUUGCUUCUGAGGCCGAGACACUGGGCGUCCUCGCGCAGCGGGCAGCUCUGCUGGCGUGGGGCAGCGAGAGAGGCGUUGCUGGUUGCGUGCCCCUUCGACGAGAUAGGCUCUACCGGGCUGCCCGUCAAGCAAGGCUGAGCCGGUGCCUCGCCGCGUGCCUGUCGUCGGACGGCCCUGGGAGCAGCAGUGAGUCCGGCAGGGGCGGCGGCGGGAGCAGAGGCCAGGAGGACAGGGGGGGGGGUCCCCCGCACACCGCGGCCCAAGAACCCCCGCGCCGGCCGCGCUUGCGCCCAAAGACUCGCGGGGGCGGCGGCGGGGCGCGAGCGACCGGGGAGGAAAGGGCAC